GGGAUUUAGGUACUCAGCACUAGAAACUCCUCAAACGUAUCUACGAAAUCAGUCUCUCUUGGGCUCUUUCCUUUGAUCAUGGCUUCGCUCGGUGCUAAGUUCUCACUGAAAUCUCUGAUUCCCGGUGCUGGUGAGGGUGAGCACAACCCUCUCACCAUGUCCGACGAUCAGAUUUUGGAAGAGAUCAUCUCAACCCAUGUCCACAGCGACACUAAGCUCGACGUUGGCCCUCUUUUCUCCCUCGUCGACAACACCCUAACUCGCUCUACCCACAUUGUUGACAGUGUUGUCCAGGGUUCCCAAGUGAGCUUGGAGCACAUUGAUGACAAAAGCACCCAAGCCAAUUUCUCCUCACCCCUCUGCACUCUCAGGCAAAUUUCUUCAGAGAUGCAAUGCAAGCCUCCUGGCGAGCAAGUAGCUCACAAGACUACGAUGGCGAUUCUGAACAAGCUUUCACACUAUGAGUGGGACGCAAAAGCUGUGCUUACUCUGGCUGCUUUUGCUAUGGAAUAUGGUGAGCUCUGGCUUCUUGCUCAGCUUCAGCCCACCGAUUUACUGGCGAAAUCGGUGGCGAUGCUGAAGCGAGUUCCCGUGCUCACCAAGCCCGCCUCCCUCCAGAAGCACCGCCAGGCCAUCGUUGAGCUCAACAGUCUAAUCAAGAGCACCUUGCUAGUCAUCGAGCUCAUCUUCGAGCUCGAGCAACUAUCCUCGUACGACACCAAGGAUGUCCCCGCUUUGGUCACUGCCACUGAAAAUAUCCCGCUCGAUGUCUACUGGGCCAUCAUCACCAUUGUCGCCAUCGUCACUCAGCUAGACUGCCUUACAACCGAGUCAGAGCACAGGCAAGAACUGUCCCACUAUGGUCAGAAGAUUAACAUCAUUCUCAGCAAGCUGAGGAAUCAGAUCUCACAGUGCAGGCAACAGAUAGAGGUGACGAAAAUGUAUUACAAGAUCAGGAAGACGAUGCAAACUCCGACGGAGACCAUGGAGGUGCUCAAGCUCCUCAUUUUCUCGUCAGAUGUUUCAAAGCCGUUGUACGACGGUUCCUCUAAAACAACGGUGAGUAUCGAUGUGUUGAAAAAGAAGAACGUGUACUUGUUCGUUUCGACACUGGACAUCACGGAGGAAGAACUAUCCGUGGUGUUGAAAAUCCACGAGUCGAUCAAGACGAAGAAUCAGACGGAGCAGUACAAGAUCGUGUGGGUUCCGAUCGUGGAGGAAUGGACAGAGCAGCUGCGCAAGAAGUUCGAGCUUCUAAAAACCAAGAUGCCAUUCUUCGUGGUGGAGCACUUUGGAAGUGUGGCCGGGUUCAAGUACAUCAAGGAAGAAUGGCAGUUCAAGAAGAAGCCCAUGGUGGUGACCAUGAACCAUCAAGGCAAGAUUCUGCACCCCAACGCCUUCCAUUUGGUCCAGGCCUGGGGUUUCAAGGCCUUUCCCUUCACCAAGACCCAGGAAGAAGAAAUUCACACGAGUCGCCAGUGGGUCGCACCCAUUGUGUCCCAAAUUCACCCCAGCAUUUCUACAUGGAUAAAGGAGGAGAAAUACAUCUUCUUCUACGGUGGUCACGACAAGGAAUGGGUCCAACAGUUCGCUAAGUACGCCACGGCCAUGGUCAACGAUGCCUUGCUGAAGGAGAAGAAGAUCUUGAUUGAGCUGUUCCACGUGGAGAAGGAAAACAAGAACAUCUUCAGCAGCUUCUGGAGCGGUAUAGAGAGCCUGUUCGUGACCAAGGUGCACAAGACGGUGGACGACGACGUGACCAAGGAAGUGCAGAAGAUGCUGUCAUACAAGAACGAGACCGGGUGGGCUCUCAUGAGCAAAGGGUCGGAGGUGAUUCUGACCGGACACGGAACCACGAUCUUGAAGACGGUGGCUGAGUACGAGAAGUGGAAGGAGUUCAUAGUUAGCAAGGGAUUCGAAUGGUCGUUCAAGGAGUACCAUGACAAGGCAGCCAAUGUCCCCCACCGCUGCUCCCACCUCGAGAUUCCUAACGUCGCCGGGAAGAUGCCGGAGAGAAUCAGGUGCCCAGAGUGUCCCAAAACUAUGGAGAUUUUCAUCACCUACAAGUGCUGCCACGAGGAGGCCACUUCCAAUGCUGCCCGUUGAAAUUGAAGCUUGAGGUUUUAAGAGCUGCUAUGUUAUUGGUGAGGCGUGAGUGUUUGGGGGAUUAUGGAGAGCUUGAUCUAGCAUCAGUCUGAGGGGGGACUCUGCUUUUUCGCGUAAUUUACUAAUAAUGUAACGUAAUAAAAAUGAACGUGUCUUUUGUGGUUUCUUUUCGAGUGCUGGUGACGGAUAGCUGAGUAGUCAGUCAGUUGUCUUGCGUCGCCAGACCUGGACUUGUACCCUCCUUUAAGCUAUGGCAAUGUAUUAUGUAUCUUAACGCGUA
Messenger RNA from Prosopis cineraria, 2386 nucleotides. RefSeq names its product protein SIEVE ELEMENT OCCLUSION B-like. Lineage: Eukaryota; Viridiplantae; Streptophyta; Magnoliopsida; Fabales; Fabaceae. The record is from RefSeq and is a predicted model, not a curated record. The coding region runs from base 79 to 2106 and encodes 675 amino acids. The transcript has 7 exons. Gene Ontology annotation, biological process: phloem development.